AUGGGUAUCUCUCGUGAUUCUCGCCACAAGCGCAGCGCCACCGGUGCCAAGCGCUCUUACUACCGCAAGAAGAGAGCUUUCGAGAAGGGUCGCCAGCCCGCCAACACUCGUAUUGGUACCAAGCGCAUCCACCUGGUCCGCACCCGUGGUGGUAACCAGAAGUUCCGUGCCCUCCGUCUCGAGUCCGGUAACUUCUCCUGGGGCUCCGAGGGUGUUGCCCGCAAGACCCGUGUCCUCGGUGUCUCUUUCCACCCCUCCAACAACGAGCUGGUCCGCACCAACACCCUGACCAAGUCCGCCGUUGUCCAGAUUGACGCUGCUCCUUUCCGUCAAUGGUACGAGGCCCACUACGGCCAGAGCAUCGGCCGUCGCCGCCAGGCUAAGACCGACGAGCCCGAGGAGAAGAAGAGCAAGUCUGUCACCAAGAAGCAGGCUGCUCGCUACGCCGACCAGGGCAAGGUUGAGGGUGCCAUCGAGCGCCAGUUCGAGUCCGGUCGCCUUUACGCUGUUGUUGCCUCCCGCCCCGGUCAGUCCGGCCGUGUCGACGGUUACAUCCUUGAGGGUGAGGAGUUGGCUUUCUACCAGAAGGCUAUCCGCAAGUAA
Penicillium longicatenatum is the source of this 603-nucleotide messenger RNA. RefSeq names its product 40S ribosomal protein eS8. The coding region runs from base 1 to 603 and encodes 200 amino acids. The transcript is spliced from 2 exons. Gene Ontology annotation, molecular function: structural constituent of ribosome. Gene Ontology annotation, biological process: translation; maturation of SSU-rRNA from tricistronic rRNA transcript (SSU-rRNA, 5.8S rRNA, LSU-rRNA). NCBI's taxonomy places the organism in Eukaryota, Fungi, Ascomycota, Eurotiomycetes, Eurotiales, Aspergillaceae. The record is from RefSeq and is a predicted model, not a curated record. Gene Ontology annotation, cellular component: cytosolic small ribosomal subunit; ribosome.